Lymnaea stagnalis (great pond snail) is the source of this 12665-nucleotide messenger RNA. The record is from the annotation of a GenBank genome assembly. NCBI's taxonomy places the organism in Eukaryota, Metazoa, Mollusca, Gastropoda, Lymnaeidae.
ACGAAGCCUCGAUUUCGGGACAGCGGACUCGGGGGGAAUAGUAUCAAGAUGGCUUCUACGACCAUGGGUCCAAUGCUAGGCAUUGUCAUCCUAUUAGCGUCUACUGGUAUUUGUCAGGGUAAUUUCCAUUUACUUGACUUUUAUUAACUUUAUUAUCAUUUUAGUGUCCCGCGAGUUGUAAUACGUUUAAAUUCAACAGAGGGUCUCUCUUUACCUUGAACGAAGAGGUAGGCCGCGAUAUUUAUGUUAGUAAAACCCGGAAAUGGCUAGUUUAGUCCACAAGCCACAUUAUUUGUUGAGUUAUUUAUGUAAACACACUCAAACGUAUAAGUAAUAAGUAGUUUUACGUACAAUUUAAUGUUAAUAAUUUGAUUUGGGGAGAGUCGUUAGUAAAGCUGUUAACUUGAUUAAAAGUUACUAACCCGGGAAUAUUUGUCAACUAAAACAUUUACCAUCUCAACAUUUAUUGUGCAUGCAUAACCGUCAUAAGUCAUAGUACUCAUACUUCAUCAUACUCAUAGCCCAUAGGCAUCAUAGCAUGAAUAAUAUCAUAUUAGGAUACGGAUAAGCUGAGAUUGAGAUGGUAUUAACCUAGGCCUAGGUCCAGAUAUGAUGUCAAUGAAGGCGGCAUGGGUAUAUUGUGAUUAGAAUUUAGAGAGAUAUGCAAAGAGUAAGACUCACUAUCACUAAGACUAAGACAUUAAGACUCUACAAAUUAAGUAAUAGAAUAGACUAUAGACUAAGUCAUGGUUUUCAAUUUCUUUUAUUUCACAGUCAGUUAUGACAGUUACUAGAACAUAUUCUUAUAAUUAUAAUUGAUACGUUUAAGUAGGUCCAAUAUUAUAUGUUUAGACAUGACACACCUGGCUAUGAGGCUAUGACUACUAAUUACUACUCUGAGUCUAGUGUCAAGACACAACUGUUGACAGUCAAUGAAAUAGACAAUUCAAUAGGCAAUAGGCCUACUAGUUCUUCUCGUAAUAGACUGAGACAUUUAAAGUAAAAAAAAUUCAGUAUCUCUACUAUAUAAUUAAGUAUAGUAGUAGAAUAACUAAUAUAGCCUAUACUAGACUAUGAGUCUACAGACUACAUUUAUUUUCAUAUUAUUUUUUAUUUUAAUGUGUCCUUUUAACUUUUAAUAAUUAAAAAAGUUGUUAUAUAAAAGUAUUAAAUUACAUUUCAUUACAUGCCUCACGAAUCCCUGUUAACUGUUAUAUUUUUGUAUCCACAGGUCAAGUUACAGGAAAUUGUGAGAUUCCAGAGUCUUAUUGGGGUGAUUGGUACUCCAUGGAAGUAGGUCGGGAUGUCUUCACAAUUGUGUCUAAAGAUAAGUGGGGAGACAUGGUGUGUCUUGACAGACACAAUCACCCAAUCGAAGGAUCUUUCGUCCAAGGAAUUAACACAACCAUGCUAAUGAGAAAAGCGGAGUAUGUACCAUUAUUUUAACAAUUAUUAGAGUCUCAUAGUUUUAUUAUAUGUUGGGCCUAUAUUUACAUAUAUGUUUAAAUAUAUAUAUAUAUAUAUCUGGGGAAGCUACACCAUCUUGUUAUGGAAAUAAACAGAUGUCAACAAUUUAUAUAAGUUUAUGAAGAAAUUAUUGUUUAACUGUUACAUUUUUGUUAUAAUUUCUUGGCGUGUAAAUCUCUAAAAGCUUUUAAACAAAUAAUAAUUUACUUGUCUAUACUGCUACUGUUUACUUCCUUCUGUUUUUCAGUGGCAGUGAUACUUGUCUGACCUGUGUUGAUAUCCUGUGGAGAACAUUAAACAUUCUCCAGUAUAAAAAAAGUAAGAUAGAGUAGAAAUUAAUUAAACACUACAAGCAUACUUCCUUAUUUUGACAGGAUAACUGGAGAUGGAGACCGGAAGCACAAAGUCAAAGCAUGAUCAUUAUUCAGCCUUCAAAUGCUUAAACUUAUGUAGCCACAAAUCAAAUUUAAACUAUCUAAUACCAAUGGACAUGUGCAAUCCCUAAAUAAAUAAUAAUCCUUUUUUUUACUACCAAGUUGAACCAAUUUGUUAGAAAGAACGAUUAUAAUAACCAGACAACAAGUUUACUUUGUUAUCCUGCAUGUUAUUCAGUCAAUUUGUAAAACAUCUAACAAAACUUACUUCAAAACUUAACUUGGAUUUGUAGAUAUAUAUAGUCCUAUGUAAAUGAUAUCCAUGAUAUGUUUAUUCAUAAUUGUUUUUGUUUUUUUUUUUCAAUUUCAGGUGGCUGUUUUACAACUAAUAUUGGAUUUGAAACUAUGUGUAAAGGUGUCAACAAACUUCCAACCCAGGACCAAGUGAUUACACUUUUUCGUAAGCUUGAGAUUGUUAACUCAUUAUGUUUUAUAAAUUAACCUUUUUUUAAAAAACAAAAGUAAGAGAGAAAACUUAUAAAGCAUUCUAACAAUGAAUUUUUAUAGCAAAAAAUUAAUUGAGAUUAAUGCAAUAAAGUGUAUCAAUAUUUUUUGUUCAGGUCAGACACUCAAGACUGUGAACUGUAUAACAACAUGGGAGGGUGUGUAUCAGUUCACCUAUGAAGUCAACUGGGGAGGUGGUGGCAUCUGUGAUAACCCAGACAGCAUUGUCAAGGCUUGCCAGGAUCCGGGCUCAGCUUACGUUGACAACCAGGUGUUCCUCAUCACCUAUGCCAGGUGUCCCAGUGUGCAGACGUCCAGAUCUCAGAGUGAGUUUACAGUUUUUCGGUACUGCAAUAGUUAUUUAUAUAGAACAAUGAAUAAUUUUAUACAACUGCCAAAUCUGCAAUAAUUCUUUGUUUGUUUUAAUGCAUGAUUUUUAAUUUGGUUGGUAAGUUGGCAGAUGUUUUAUUCAGGAUAUGUAAGGAAAAAUUGAGCUAAAAUACCAAGUUCUGGUAUCAAAUAAUUAUUUUUCAUGUACCUUUUUGUUUUUUCGAGCGUUAUUAAAACUUUAUGUGCAUAUAAAUAUUUACACAAACAGGAUUUGGCUCCUGUUCAGAUAUAUACCUCUAUCAACAUAACUGAGACAUUAGAUAUUUUAAUUCUACAGCUAUACGUUACCAGUGUAUGGGGAACUGGUUCGCCGUAGUUGGAGGAAUCGGCUACUCAUUUGCUGCUGUUGCCGACACUGUCCAGAAGGACACUAGGGAGAAAUACAAAUGCAUGGUAAGAGACUGGGUCUUUCUCUUAAGGGGAGGUGAGAAAAAUCUGGGUUAUAUGAGUAAUUCUGGGUUUUGGUAUAACAGGUGUCUUAAACCAUAUUUUUUUUGUUUUGUUGCUGGGUGGCAGAGUGGUCUAAACUGAGCGAAUCUCAGGUUAAGGGUCAGAGUUCAAUCCCCACCAAAGACCUAGUCAAGCCAAAACAUCACAGGCACCCCAUGUGGAUGGGACUCUUUAACCUUGGAUGGCAACUUAUCUAAGAGAAGGAAACUCUGAAUUCAAACCGGGAGAUGGAAUCCCAUAGGCGGUUAACAUUGGUGCAAUGAAAAAUUCCGACAACUCCUGUGACGCCACUGGUGCCAAGCUCUAUCAUCCAUUUGAUGUUCCCUUGGGUUAUCCAGCGGCGUGGAGAGAGGCGAUUUGCUGUUGGGAACCAGCUUAUAAUCCUAGAAGAAUAAUCCCAGGCCUUGUUAAUUUCGCCCAGUGAAGUCUACACCACCAUCACAUUGUGACGGACGGAUGCCAGCAAAAGAGCAAUGACCCCGGACAGUAUGUGUCAAAAGUGACAGUACUGAAACGCCGGCAUCUUGAACUUGUACAUGGAUUUGUAAAUGAUGCAUAGCUCCAGUUGCCAAUAACCAAAAGGAAGAUACGAGGUGCAGUGGUAUUUGGAAAUGGGUCUCUUGACUGAGGAAAAAGUUUUUAAAGUUGACCAUUAUUUUAACUUAUAUGCAAGCGGUCAUAAACGGGAGCAAAGUUUAAAAAUUUUGCCGAGUUAUUCCAAGAGAGCUUUAAUUAGAUGGCAGCAAUUAGCACAGUUUUGUUGUCACAAAAUUUUCCCCAUCCAUUAUUGAAAUGAACUAUGUCAACCAGAAGGGGUACGAUGGAUGAGGAACAUCGGACUACAUAAUAUGAGAUAUUCCAUUAAAUUGUCAGAAGGUGAUACAAAGGACCACAUAGAGUUGUGUCCCCUUGACCCUGAUGAGGACUUAAAGAAAGAAAAUGCAUACCAUAUUUUACGGACUAUAAGUCGCUACGGGCUAUAAGAUGCACCUUAAUUUUUAAGCAAUUUAAAAAAAUAACAUAUAGAUAUAUAUUAUGUUAAUUUCGAGUAUAAGACACACCUGAAUUUUGGAGGCCAUUUUUCAAAGAAAAAAGUGUGUCUUAUAGUCCAUGACAUAUUUAAUCAUGUAUGCAAAUGAUGAGAUGCACUGCUCUUCCUAAGGAGGUCGAAGUGGCAAGAACCGACUUACACAAAAUGCCAUUAGGGGUCUCUCCAUUUAUUAUACUGGGGUCAUCGGAGGCAACAAGACAGCAGCAGAUAUGAAAAGGGCAAUCAUGGCCUCUCUCCGCCGCUGUUUUUUUUUUUUUUUUUUGUGACAGUUCUGGAACCAAGUCAUGGUUUGUAUCCAACUCACAAUGACUCGUAUUAUUUUUAUAGCUUUGCAUGUGUUUCCUGGUACUCGUGAACACAAUGUUCAUGCAUCGUUGGACAUAAAAUUCCUGGAAAAAAAAUCUACUGCCUUUCUAUAAAAGGCUUACAUCGCUAGAGCUAUUGUUAAGAUGUGGACAGAACACUAAUGAAAUCCUACAUUCCGUCAUAUUGUUUCGCUUUGGAAAAGGCAGUUUUUUCUCAAUGCAUAGUGUUGAAUUUUCAGCCUAUAGGUGCACUGCCGAAUACAACUUUGCACCUAUAUAUAUAUAUAAAUAUAUAUAUAUAUAUAUAUAUAUAUAUACCUUUAUAUAUGAUAUAAAAAGUCAGGAAUAUGAUUUAGGACUGUCUAAUAAUUCUAACAGCCUGAAAAGCAAUGGAAGGAAGAAACGGCUUUUGAUGAAACAAAAUUUUAAGAAAGGGAAAGACAGACAAUAGAAGAGAACUUGUAAGAGAGGCAAGGAGUAAAAGACAAGAGGAGCUAGAAAUAAUUGAAUAACUUAACUUUUUUAAAAAACAUUCUUAGAAGGGAAAAUUAUCAUAAACUUUCUACUCACCCCCUAGCUUUGACUUGGAAAAAUAUAGACUUUUUGCCAAGCUAUAUUUUUAUAACUAAUGCUGGUACCUUAAUAGAAAUGUCCUGUUACUAAAUGUGUUGUUAUAUGCCAAUGCUCUAUGAUUUAAAUUGAAUAGUCAUAACUUCAAGUAGAAAAAAAGCCUUAACAUCAAAAAAUUAUACAAAAUGGAGAAUGUUUUUGUGAAUUACCAUUACCAUGGCAACCAACAUCAUUUUUACUUUUAAAAAAUUGUUUUGUACAUAUACUGUGACAACUAAAUAUGGAUAUAUUUUAUUUAAAAUCCAAUAAGAAGCCAAAUAUUUUUUUUUCACCUGCACCGCUCAUUUGUAUUUUUUUUUUUAAAGUAAAGGCCUUGUAUUUUUAUUAAUUAUAGAAAUCAGGUUGUAAAUUGUGGCUGCUGUCCAACUUUUCAUAUUUUUAACAAUUUUAUGUGUAACAGAUUCUUAAACAUUUAUUUAUUUAUUUUUAGAUGACCCUGAAAAACCAGAAGCAGGCUGAUAACUCUAUUCGAUGGGUCAUGUCUCGUUUUGCCGACUGCAGUGGUCUUAACAGCUUGUACGAGGCUCCAGUUAGGAUUGUGCUCAGGAGAGGUCAUUAUUUUAUUGUUUCAAAUAUGAGAUGUGACAAUUUUAUUUAAUAGCUUGAAUUGCCUGCAUUUUGUUAUAUGUAAGUGUUGAACAUUUUUUGCUCUUUCUGUCAAUGGCAGUGUUUUAGCAAAUUAUUAUUUUUAUUACAUAAAAGGGAUUAUAUGAGAGGUAACAUCUUACUUUGAGUUACUCUAUACUUUUUUGUUGUUGUUUUUGUUGUAGUAAAAUGCACACAUAAACUAUGUAUUUACAUUAAAGUCUUGCAACACCAGGGUGAACAUUUAAUGACAAGCUAUGUUGCCCGACACAACAUUUCAAACUUGCCAAGUUAUAUAUAUAUUUAUAAAUUGAUGGAUGAAAAUGGAUGUUAGUUGAAGGCUUUGGGCUUUAUUUUAAUUUCAUCAAAUUUUCUUUCAGUCCCACCACAGACACCCUACAUUACCCCUCAGUGCAACUUGCCCAGGAAUGUUUCUGGAGAAUGGUACACCCAAGGCAUCCAGUUCAAAUCUCGCGUCGUCAUCAACGACACCCACAUUCACUACUUCACCACCAAGAAUGAGUUUGAAUUUGAAGAGACCUACCUCUCGUGUCAGCAAACUUUGGGAACCAGAUAUCUCAUGACCAAAUACAUUGUAGGAAAAUGGUAGGGUAUAUAAAAAGUUUUAAUGCUUUGAACUUUUAUUUUUUUUUAAAUCUGUAUAAAAUGCAGGAAGACUGAGCUGUUAACAAUAAUAUAAGAAGGAAUCAAUUAUGAAAAAAAUUAUCGUUUUAAUAUAUUUAAAACAUCUCUCUCAUCUUCCCACUCAUCCACCCAAAUUUCCAUUAUUUUCCAAAACCACAAUCCAGAACCUUUAAAAUAGUCUUACAUUUUCAAUUCAUCAGGAAAUCCUUACCUUUAAAAUGAUUUGCAUUGUGUGCCAAAUUUUUUUUCUCUGUUAGUGCAUAAGAUUAAGAAAAAGUGUUUGUGGUUUACCAGACUGUGUCGUUGUACAUUUGACAUAACUGAGCUCUCACCUUUUCCUUUGAAUGUGCUUUCAGUGAAGUUGACUUUGUGUGUUAUGAUAUCCUUCCUAGACAUCAUGGAGUCGUCCGUUACAGAGUGGGUAAGUGUCCAUUCCUUGAGCAAUUUGGUACGACAAAUUGCAAUCAGGAGCUGGAAGUAUUAGGAGAUAAGUCAGCUUAACAAAAGUGGUUAUAUUACAGUUAAAUCUUUCUCAAAAAAAGACAAAUGAUUUACAACAUAAAAAUUGAAUGGCGGCAUUUCAACUUGAAGGAUGUUGUAUAUGUGGAGGAUGAGAUGUUAAUUAUUCACAUUAUAAUUUCAAAAAGACAAGUCACCUGUAAAGAAAAUGCAGAAAGAGUAAUAGGAAUAUGAACUGUUAUAAAAAAAAAUGUGUUUUUAGAUGGAAACUUUCAUUUUUCUUCUUUCAUAAUCAUACAUUUAUGAAAAACAUUUUAUUUAUUAAAUGAUUUGACUUUAAAAAUUUCAGAAGGUUUUUGUACAUGUCAAAAUCUCUCUAACUUCUUAUAAAUUAUUCAUAAUUUUGUUCUGACUGUCAGGCUUAAGAUUGGACAACAUUUAAAAAUUAUUUUCCUCUUCUACAGGCAAACCUUCAAGAUUAACACCUGAAGAACUUGCAGAUCCCCAGUUCAUGACUGUGAAGUUCAGAGAAGUUUGCAGUUGGCAGUCCUUUACAUUUAACCGCAAUGACACGGACUGGAAGUAUGAGGUCCUGAUAAGUGAGUGAAACAGACACUGACAGGGAAACGCUCUGUGUAGGGUAACAGAAAAGUAGCAUUGGCCUCGACAGUAAUGACACAAUUUUUUUUUUCCUAUUCAUUUCAAAAGAAUAGUGAGCUGAUUGCAUAAGUUUGGAAUUUACACUAAGUGUUAAAUAUUUAAAUAUAUUUUACUUGUGAUGCCAUUAAAAAUUCAACAUGUUUUGCAUUUGUAUCAUUCAUACUAUUUAAAAAAUCAAAUGUACUCUAUUAAUUAUUCUGUUUUUAAUAUAAUGUUAUUUGAAUUUUGAAAAUAUGAGCAAAUUUGUGUCUGAGGAAGUUUUUUUUGUUUAGUUUUAACAAUGAUCUUUUCUAGGAUGUUAUUUAAAUGAAAAUAUUUUGUUUUCUGAAUUAUUUGUUCCUUACAUUGUUUUGUUUCAAUGAAGCAGUUGUUUUCUAACUAAAAAAAAUUAAAUGUUUUAAAUACCUGAUUUCAGGGGAGCAGGUGGGAGGCUUUAGGAUAUAACCAAUUACGCAAAUAGAAUGAAUUGUAAGAACAUAAUAUCAUACCUGAUUUUAUUUUCUUAGUGGAUCCCCCAUCUCCUGUAGCUUGUCCGAUUGGAGGCAGAUACAGUUUUGUUCAGAACGCAAACGGCAACCUGGAGAAGUACCAGACCAGGAUUCGGGGUGUGACCGACAGGCCUCGUAACUCCAUCAGCUGCAGAAUCGUUGUGUCCGAGUUCAAAUCUUGCAGCCAGGACAGGUCAAAGAUUGAAGUGGAUGAGGAGUAUUGUGAGAGUGUGGAUUACAGAGGCAGACCUUUGGGAGAAUAUGGUGAGCCCAAAUAAUCCUUCAUGAUGACUUGCCAUCACUCAUAUUUUAUCUAAGAAGAAAUUACUCUGGGUUGCACUUUAAAAAAAAAUUAUUAUGAUCAAUUUAAAAAAUGUUUUAAUAUUUGUAGAUGAACCUGAUCAUAUCCUCACAUGCGUGGGUUUCUGGAUGGAGGAUAUGAAGUCUUACAUGAUCACUUAUGAUGAGGAAGAUGCUAUUUCCAGGUUCCGUUGCUGGGUGAGUGCCAUCCUUGUGUGUAUGGUUCUGUAUUACCUAAAAACAGGUCCAUCUCCAUGCUUGAUUGAUAGAUGGGGAAAAAAUGUGGUUUGAAAAUCUCAUAGCAUAAGCUCUUAAUAAUUUGGUACUCUAAAGAUAAGAUAAGAUUCUUUUAUUGAUCCAAAUAAAUGGAAAUGUUUUUUGAUGGCAUUGUACAUUUUCAGCUAAAAAAUAAAACCAUUUGAACACAAGAUAUUUAUAGUAAAUUAUUUCAAACAGCCAUUUAGUGAGUUCUCUUAGCAAAAUCAGGGACUUAUUAGUUCUCAUUCAGAUGUGUGACUUAGAGGUAGCAUGCCGGUAAAUUCAUACAGAUUGGGGAACGAAAGAAUUUUUAUAUGUCAGUCCUCGUCCUGAUUGAAAGAAUUCGUCCCGAACGGCCUGAUCCUAAGUAUCUGUGAUGAAGAGGGUGGGAUGUAUCAUCCAAAAUGUGUUUAGUUUUGCUCAGAGACAUCCUUAAUAUGUGUAAUUUGUUGAUGUAGUUUUAUUUUAGUUCAAUUCUACCUUUACCCCCAUCCCCUAAUGCAGGCCUGGACAACUCAAAAUGUAACGCGGGCCGAAAACUUAAUGAAAAACUUGAGUGGGCCAAAAGAUAAUGGGACAGGACUUGUGUGGGCCAAAAGAAAAUAGGACAGCGGGGAAAGCUAUUAAGAAAAUAGGAAAAUAAAGAAUAUUUUAUUUUGCGGGCCGCAAAGUUGGUGCUGGUGGGCCGCAUGUGGCCCGCAUGCUGUAUGUUGUGCAGGCCUGCCCUAAUGUGUAUAAUUUGUUGGUGUAAAUAUAGUUCAGUUGUGCUCUUACCCAUCUCCUAAUGUGUGUAAUUUGUUGUUGUAAAUAUUUAAUACCAUUCUACCCUUAUCCAUCCACUAAUGUGUGUAAUUUCUUGAUGUAAAUAUAAUUCAAUUCUACAUAUUUGCUUAGCUUAUUAAUCUAUAUGUGAAAGUUUGCAAAUAUAACAUAAUUAAUGAAUUUAAAAAAAAUAAUAGUCAACUCUUAAAUGUGUUCAAUUUAUUUUAGAAAUCUUAUUUUAGCUGUAAUAAUUUCCACAGGUGUUUGAGCGCAUUAGUUGGACUGAUCUCUCAUUGUCAAGAAGCCAGACGGCUCGCUGUAGGCGUGAACAGAAUUCAAGGAGCUACAUGAUUGAAGGAACUGGACUGAACAUGAAACUUACAGAAAGUGAAAGGCUAUGUAAGUAUUUUUUAAAAAAAAAAUGUUUUCAAGAUUUUCUUAUUCAAGAUCUGUUUUUAUUGCAAACUGCACUGACUACUUAAAUAAAUUUUGAUAUUGGUGUUUAUUUCACUAGAUGAUGACUGCCCUCAGCGUUUUGAUCCUGGACUCAACCCCUACCUGAAACCAACAGUCAUCUACGUCUUGAGUGGGUCACAGCGACCUGUUCUAUCGCUGGCUGUUGCGUUAAACACAUUGAUUGUGCUUCUGGUGUCGUGCUUGUUAAACUGAGCGGAGAAAGGAUGUGUAGAGUUUAAAAAAGAUUGCAUGUGGGUAGAGCAAGUGAUCACAUGGUGUAUACUUGAGUGUGUAUAAAAAAAAAUAAUAAGAGAGAGAGAUGUUUAUAGUUGUUUGGUUUUCAAAUGUCAUCAAGAAAUAAUUUUCAUUGUAUAAUAUGAAUGUCAUUUUAAUAGAACUCAGGAUUGUUUCUGUUGAGUUUAAAAUGCUGUGAAUAGAUUUUCUUAAAACAUUCCUCUGUUUAAAAAAAAAAAAUGUAUGGUAUAGCUCAAAUAUACGAAAGUGUUAAUAUUUCUCUCUUAAAAAUUAUUUGAGGUUUAAAGUAUUGAGCUAAUUCUAUAUUUAGAAAUUUAAAUGACAUAUCAAAGGUAUGCCUAAGCUGUACAGUGUAAAUACUUAACUAUUUUGAAUUAUCAUGCCUAAAGCUGGAUUGGAUCUGAAACUGUAUUAUACAAAUUUUAUAAUCACUUUUUGUUUUUUAAAUAUUAAUUUUGUUUUUUGUAUGGCCUAUAAAAUCUAGCAUAUAUUGAGGCCUUUCACAACGUAUGUGGUAUGUGUACAUGGUGUGUACGUGACUAAAUAUUAUGAAUAGUCUUGUGCUCAGCUGUCAGUACCAAUAGAUACUCAUUAAUUUUCUCCUAACUUUUUUGUCCUUUGAGUUCUGAUAUACUUCUGUAUCUCUUUUUUUUCAUUCUAAAUUUUCUUUUUAAUCCCUGUUCAUGAUCAAAGUCUGUUUUGUAUGCAGAUAUGAGUGUCUUGAGAUUUUGUAUUAAUUAUAUUGGUUACAAAUGUGGAUUGAAACAGUGGUAUUUAUAAAAAAAAAAACACUUUGAUAACACUGAAUCUCCUUAUUUAUAAUUCAACACUUUCAUGCACAAACAUUAAAUUUUCAUUAAUCGUUUCUAUAAAAAAAAACUAAGAACAAAACACUGUGACAAGGUCCAGAGAUAGAAGCUAUCUACCACUACCGCAUGGAUCAUGUUUUCAAGUGUCUUUUUUUUUUGUUUAUUUCCUUUUUUUUUUAUUCAGUUUUCUCAAACCAAAAUAUGAACUACCCGUUCAAAUGUAUAAAUCUGGUGUUAUAACACUAAAGAAACUCAAAUGACGCUUUAUUGUAAAAAUUCAAUUAUUUUAUUUUUUGCAUGCUUUAAACAAAAAUUUUAUUUAAUUUUUUUUUUUUAAAAUUAGAAAACUAUCUUCUACUGGUCUACUGCCAUUUUUUUAGAACUGUUUUAAAAAAAAAUAUUUUAACUAUCCUAGUUAAAGACAUCCUACCCAGUGAUAUCUUGCACAUGCUCUAAAAAAAUAAGUCCAUGUCAUCGCUUGAUUAUAAACAAGCUUCAAAUGGUUGUGUAAAUACGAGUAAGUCUUUUUGGAUGGAGUUAUGUGCCUUUGAGCUAUGCAUAUCAUUUGUCCCACUUGUACAAAAUACCUGUGCGUGUGUUUGAAACUGGAAGGCAUCAAUGCCCGUGUGUGAAUGGAUAAAAGGAAAUUAAUUUUUAGGGAUGAAUGUUGAAAAGGAAGUGUUGAUGCUAACCUCACAAUAAUUAAACCUUCAUUAAAAGUAGCCUACAUAUAAACCAGGAAAUGAAAUACAUUCCAUUGAUGUUCUGCCAGCUGGUGUUUUUUUUUCCAUAAAAUUUAAAAAAUAAAUAUUUCUCAUUUUGAAGAAUUGUGGUCAUCCAUUUAAAUAUUUCUGUACUACUUGUGUAACAAUAAUAAUAAAAAUGAUUGCUGCUAUACUUAAUUCUUUUUUGAACACACAAUAAAUAUUCUAAAAUAAAAGAUUUUAACCGGCAAAGACACAAUUCAACUUGAGCAGCAUUUUUUUCAGCGUGCAGUCUUUUUGGCAAGUGGUUUAUAUCCAAAACUAAAAAAUACAAUCCUGUUUUUCUGCAGUGGGAGAUAUGAAGUUGUAAAAUAGUCAAAUUCUCAGAUCACUCCUGUUUACACUAUUAAGACUAUUAUAGAUUUUAUUUUAACUCUUGUAGCCUAAUCAUUAAGGUCUUGCUAAAGGAUGUCAAACUGGCAUAGCAGUUGAGUUCAAAGGGGAUCACAUGGUCAAUUUUCUAAUGUAUAUUUGGCUAUGCAAUGCACUGGUUGUGUGUAAACAGAUUUGGUGAGCUCAUCUAUGUGAUGCUAUUCUACAAUGACCUUAUCACAUUUUAAGGUUUGAUCACUCUGUUAAUGCUAUCAGAAUAGGAAAAAACGCUUGAAAAACAUGUAUAUAUUUUUUUUCCCCGACUGCGACAAGGCUUUUAGUUUGAGGAUAACCCUAUAUAUUUGAGUAAGUCUUUCAUCUUGCUUGAACAUCCACCAUUUCAAUAAAGAAAUUAGUGACUGAAACUUAACAGUGAAAUAGAAAACUGAUCAAGAUGAUUUUUUUUCCCUUGAAAGAAAUAAAUAGCAUCUGUUUGCUUUUAGGAAUAUAUAUGUUCAUUAUAUAUCUUUCAAAGAUUGUGCAUGGCACCCAUUAGACAUUGUUCAUAUAGCACAAUAACUUCAUUUAAAAAUAACAAGAAUGGGAUUACAAGCAUAAUUAAAUUUUUGUUUUUCAAGACUGAAGAACCAGACCAAAUUCUUUUUGUACAUUCCUUCCAUUUGACUCAUGACUCAUAAACUGUUUAAUAAUUGUCCCUAAAUAAAAAUGUAUAAAAAUGAA